AUGGCUAUCCAAAUUCCCAUCGAUGCGAUCACUUCGCGCUUCGGUGAUCGCUUCAACAACAUCCGCAGCCAAUCCCUGACCACUCGCUUUGCCAACUUGCGCCCUGUCUCCGAAUUCCUCGACGUUAAGCGCCUCUCCAAGCCCGCCAACUUUGGCGAAAUUCAAAGCCGGGUUAACUAUAACCUGUCUUACUUUUCCAGCAACUAUGCCGCCGUCUUUGUCAUGCUGAGCAUCUACAGCUUGCUGAACAACCCCGUCCUCCUUUUCGUCAUCAUCCUCGUCACUUGCAGUCUUUACGGAAUUGGCAAGCUUGGCGGUCGCGAUCUGGAUGUUGGUUUCCGUCGUUUCAAUACCUCGCAGCUCUACACUGCCCUGCUGUGUGUUGCCGUGCCCCUGGGUCUUUGGGCUUCCCCCUUUUCCACGGUGCUCUGGCUCAUCGGCGCAACCGGUGUGACCGUCUUCGGUCACGCCGCAUUCUUGGAUAAACCAAUCGAGAAUGCUUUUUCCGAGGAGGCGGUCUAG
This is a messenger RNA of Penicillium malachiteum, 522 nucleotides long. RefSeq names its product putative COPII vesicles protein Yip3. Lineage: Eukaryota; Fungi; Ascomycota; Eurotiomycetes; Eurotiales; Aspergillaceae. Bases 1 to 522 code for a protein of 173 amino acids. Gene Ontology annotation, cellular component: Golgi apparatus. The record is from RefSeq and is a predicted model, not a curated record. The transcript has a single exon.